Effrenium voratum is the source of this 390-nucleotide messenger RNA. NCBI's taxonomy places the organism in Eukaryota, Dinophyceae, Suessiales, Symbiodiniaceae. The record is from the annotation of a GenBank genome assembly.
AUGGGACAGGGCAGCUUUCAACAUGCCUGCAGCGUUCUGGAGGCAACUCUCAUUUCCUCGACAGUCUUUGAGACGGCAGAGAAGCAGUACAGCUUCCAAUGCAGUUCCGGCAUUUUGCUGGAGGCAUUGGAGUUUAUGGCGCUCCCCACGUCAUGGUCAGCCUUUCCGUGCACCGUGCAUGGAGGAGAGCCAUGCUCAAUCUCGGCGGGAGUGCAAAGUGCGUGGCAGGCGAGCGGCGAGCACGGGCGAUCCCUUCGCCUGGACUCCGAGACCUUCGACAGCCAGGCAGACCACAUGGUCUGCAAGAGCUUUCUGCAUCAUAUUUUGCUCUCGCCCGUGACUGCACCAUGCCUAGCGUUGCCUCGUGGGGUGGUGCACAAGCAGCUGUGA